This is a messenger RNA of Zeugodacus cucurbitae (melon fly), 2776 nucleotides long. Its product is annotated as craniofacial development protein 2-like. The transcript is spliced from 2 exons. Lineage: Eukaryota; Metazoa; Arthropoda; Insecta; Diptera; Tephritidae. Bases 1146 to 1946 code for a protein of 266 amino acids. The record is from RefSeq and is a predicted model, not a curated record.
ACGACUGUAGAAAGUUUGGUUUAUAUAGCUCUAUUGAUUGCCAGAUAUGUACAAAAAACCUAUUUGGGGGCGGGGUCACGCCCACUUUUCCAAAAAAAAUACAUUGAAAUGUGCCCCUUUCUAAUGCGAUCCUAUGUUCCUAAUUUAAUUUUCAUAACUUUAUUUAUGGCUUAGUUAUAGCUCUUUAUGUGUUUUUGGUUAUCAUUUUGUGGGCGUGGCAGUGCUCCGAUUCCGCCCAUUUUCAAACUUAACCUUCUUAUGUUGCCAAGGAAAACGUGUUCCAAGUUUCAUUAAGAUAUCUCAAUUUUUACUCAAGUUACAGCUUGCACGGACGGACAGACGGACAGACGGACGGACGGACAGACAUCCGGAUUUGAACUUUACUCGUCACCCUGAUCACUUUGGUAUAUAUAACCUUAUAUCUAACUCGUUUAGUUUUAGGACUUACAAACAACCGUUAUGUGGAGAAAACUAUAAUACUCUCUUAGCAACUUUUGUUGCGAGAGUAUAAAAAUAAUAAUAAUAGUUGCUUCGCAAAAAUCAUUAAAAUUGGACUAAUUGAAAUUAACGAAAUUGAAAAACUACAACACAAAGCUGUUAUAUAACUAAUAUUUCAAAAACAGAUUUUUUUAUUAUAAGUAUCUAAAUAUUAGAGAUAUGUAUACGAAAUUUCGAAAAAUGUUUACUAUUGAUUAGUAAAAAUUACUAAGGUCGCAUACCAAUGACUCAGAGCUCCUAUAUAACAUAAUUGUAGAAAUUUUAUAUUUUCGCAGUUCGUUUGUACCCGGUUUUUAAAUUUUGUUUAACAUAAACAUUUCACGAUUCAAUAACUGUGCAAAAAAUUCACUUGUCAUACAACAAAUUUUGCCAGUCAUCAUGAUGAUUUUCGAUGAUAUGAAGUUGGAGGAUGGAGUCAUAUGUAGAAGUUCACGUAAGUGAGGAAAGUUUCUGACUGUCAUUGACUUGGGAGUGGCCAGGAACGAUUCUUUUACAUGUGGCUCAAGCAGCUCACGACUUCCGGUCUUAGACCAAGUAUUCUCUGGGUAGCCAACAGACAUCCGUUUGGAGGCGAGCUAAAGUGAGAAGGCGAAACCCGCUUAUGCGGUUGUGCGUAGGGUUUGGACCCACCACAUAAACACCCCCCAAUGAAAAGGAAGCAACAGCCUCGAAUGAGAGACCCCAAUUUUGAUGACGACCACUGCAAAGGCUUAAAGGACUACGAAUUAAGGGCAUGCACCUGGAAUGUCCGGACCCUUAAUUGGGAAGGUGCCUCUGCCCAGCUGGUUGAUGUCCUCGGCAAUAUAAAGGAGCGCAAAUUCGGUGUGGGAUUCUUGGGGAGAGAGAGACUCCGUCGUCGAGUCCUGGCAUUCACUCCGGUGGAUGAACGUCUAGCCACAAUACGCAUCAAAGCGAGGUUCUUCAACAUAUCGCUGAUUUGCGCCCACGCCCCGACGGAAGAGAAGGACGAAGUGAUCAAAGAUACCUUCUAUGAGCGCCUAGAACGUACCUAUGAGCGCUGCCCCCGCCACGAUGUCAAAAUCGUGCUUGGCGAUUUCAACGCUAGGGUGGGUAAAGAAGGUGUCUUUGGUACAACAGUCGGAAAAUUCAGCCUCCAUGGCGAAACAUCGCCAAACGGUCUGAGGCUGAUCGACUUCGCCGGGGUCCAGCAUAAGAAAAUCCAUCAAGCUACUUGGCUGUCCCCGGAUCGAAUCAUUCGCAUCCAGAUCGAUCAUGUUGUGAUAGAUGGACAUGUCUCCAGUGUUUUUGAUGUGCGUACGCUUCGUGGUCCCAACAUCGACUCGGACCACUAUCUUGUAGCAGCUAAGAUACGCAACCACAAGGAAGGUUCGACAUCGAGAAGCUGCAAUCACAACCGACAGUCGAACGAUUUUCUACUCGACUUGCACUCCUGCUCUCUGAGAGCACUCAUCAGCAUCUCGGUAUAAGGGAACUGUUGGAUAGCAUAUCAAACUCCUUACGUACAGCUGCUGUUAUAUGCAGUAAAAGUUCUUUAUUCGCGGGGUAUAUGUUCCAUAAAUAUGCCGUGAAUACAGAAACCGUGAAUACGGGAUAGUAAUUUAUAUGGGAUUAUAGGGGAUAUGUUCCUAGGUGACAAAAAAAACAAAUAGGUAUUUGAAAAAAAUGAUUUAAUUUAAGUUUUUGAACAUUUUAAUUAAUUAUCUUAAGGCUUAAGCAAUGGUUUGAAGAAUUUUGUAAUUUUUUCUUGCUUAGCAGUUUUCGCAUUAGCAAUUUGUCUCUUAAAAAUUAGACUUCGUUCCAUAGACGGAUCAAUGUUCAUAAAGAAAUCGCAGAGCUCAUUCGCAAGUGAUCUAGUCGGGUGUGCUCAUAUAAUUAAGCCAAUGCAACGAAACCUUAGCAAUCACUAUCUGUGUAAAAAAAAACAUUAAAAAAGUGAAGAGUUUAUUGGUUCCAUUUAAUUUAAAGUGUUUUUGAAAGUUUUCUAAAAAAUGGUUGGCGGUAAAUACUUGACACUUAGAUAAAGUCACUGCCAAUAUAUAUACGGAAUACAUAUAUGAAGCGAGUACAUUAUGUAUAAAUAAAAGGUAGAGCAUACAAUUCAUUCAGUCUAGCAAAGCUAAGCGAGCUGAAAGUACAUAAUAUUUAAUAUUGUGCGGUUGCAUAUUGUCAACAAAGUUGAAGAAAAUAUUUAGUAAAUAACUAUAAAAUAAAUAAAAUCAAAAUGGAACGUUGGGCCAAUCGUGUUGCAGUGGUUACAGGCGCUAGUGCGGGCAUCGGUGCUGCUAUUGUACAAAAA